AUGGUCUGCAUUUCCGCUCCCCAACGCCGCUGUCAUCUCGCCCCCGUCCGACCGCGCGCGAAAGGGGAGGGGGGUGGUAGGGCGCGGAACAUGCCGACUCCGCGCCGCACCAUGAACGAUAGCGAUAUAGGAGAUGACCAUCGUGCGCGUUACUGUGGGACGCAAGCGAAGGUCGGCGGGACGUUGUGGCGCCAUGUCUUGGUAGGGGCGCCAGCAUCUUCUUUUUUUCCUCCUCGGCGAUCCUUUACCCUCGUUCGGUCGGUCGGGUGUUUGGAAAUUGUCCCUGUUUCCGGUGAGGCGCGCGAGCGCAGGGGCGAGGGCGAGGCGAGGAAGCGGUUGUGUGAUAACCGACAAACAUUGUCGGCCCGCCGCCGUGGUUGGAAAUCGGUCUCCGCGGGAAGCGCCCAGCAACGUGGGGGAACAGGUGACGGCGCUCAGGGCAGGGCAAUGCAGCAACCAGCAACCAGUAACCAGCAACGACGGCAUGGGUCCCAACCCCCAUGGUCACCACCGUCCAUCCACAGCCCUGGUCCCCCAAUCACAGCGUCAGGCCAGGGCCCCGGUUUUCCUGGCCCGACCACAGGGCCUAUUGCAAGGGUGAGGAGGCGGGAGUGGGGCGGCCAAUUGAGCACGGGCGAAGAUGCCAAACUCUGGCUCGCGCCUGGCCAUUGGACGGUCGGGAGCGGCAUAGCACGUGCGCGGUAUUACUGA
Gaeumannomyces tritici R3-111a-1 is the source of this 711-nucleotide messenger RNA. RefSeq lists its product as hypothetical. Bases 1 to 711 code for a protein of 236 amino acids. The transcript is spliced from 2 exons. The record is from RefSeq and is a predicted model, not a curated record. NCBI's taxonomy places the organism in Eukaryota, Fungi, Ascomycota, Sordariomycetes, Magnaporthales, Magnaporthaceae.